Molecule: messenger RNA, 8783 nt
Organism: Nerophis ophidion (straightnose pipefish)
Lineage: Eukaryota; Metazoa; Chordata; Actinopteri; Syngnathiformes; Syngnathidae
Gene: lmo3
Product: LIM domain only 3
Exons: 4
Coding region: 1787-2224 (145 amino acids)
Biological process (GO): positive regulation of transcription by RNA polymerase II
Cellular component (GO): nucleus
Molecular function (GO): transcription coactivator activity; DNA-binding transcription factor binding
Source: RefSeq, a predicted model, not a curated record
GCUGCUGCAAGAAACAAUCUCUUUUUUUUCACCCACCACCGAAAAAGGCGUCGAAAUGAGCGCUUAGAGUCAGUGCACGUGUAUUGGCUUUUAGCAGCACCGCGCUGCCAUGGCAACAGUAAUUCAAACCGAUAGCAGUGAUAAUGCGCCUGUCCGCGGUCCUUCCUCCGGUGACGGUGCAUAUGUGGCCGGGGAAGCGCAGCGGCUUCAGUCCGCAAUGAGAGCGGAGAAAAGCGGCUGUAAGCCAAGGGAGGAUAGGUCGCCAAACAGGAGAGGUGGGCGAUACUGAACAUUUUAGUGUCGAUCCAAUACCAAGUAAAGCUAUGACCAGUCUUGUCAAUACUGAUACUUUUUUUCUUUUUUUUUUACUAGAACAUUUGUUAAACGUGUUUAUAAUCAGGAUAAAACACAGGACAAAACUAUUGUGGAUUUCAAAAUCAAUAACAAUGUGACAAUGUUAACACAAAAACUAAAAUAAAGACAAAAAAAAAUGGAAUAAAAAAAUGAUAAAAAGCUAAAGUGAACUGUAAAAAAAAAAAAAAAAAAACUUAAAAAAGUAUCGAUUUCAGCCUAAAAAGGUUGCAUCUCAGUACAGGAAGCACAUAUUGUAGAAAUAGAUCAUGUUUUCUGUUUCAAAAUGUAAAUGUACUCUAGGUUACUAAAAAUAUAUUUUUGUAAAGAGUACUUCAAUGUACUGAUGCUGCGGUUGCUUGUCGUCAGUAAACACGUCGAUUUCAUCAUUAGUUUUAAUCAGGUCUUUCAUAAACUAUAAUGUCAACAUUUGGAUCGAGCAGUGUCGAAUGACACCAAUAUUGGCGAUAGUAGUACUUGAAAUAGCUAAGCGUCAUUGAAUGAGUUUGCCUUCAAUUGAUUAUAAUCAGAAAAAAACACAGGGCAAUGAUAUUAGAUACAUUUUUAAAAUCAAUAAUAAUGUGUGCAAUACUGACACACACAAUACAACAGAAGCACAGAAUAAAAACAAAUAGUUGUAAAAAAAAAGAAGAAAAAAGUAUGAUAAAAGCAGCAGAAAACUAACAAAUCUGUAAUGUCUAUUUCAUAACUAUAUAGUCUCAAUCAUUCAAUUAGGCGACGACUUCCGCCCAAAUGCUGCUGAGAUAGGCUCCAACCCCUGCGAUCCCAAAAGGGACAAGCAGUAGAAAAUGGUUGGAUGGAUAGUUUCAAUCCGAUCUGCCAUUAGCUAAUUGUCAACAUUAGGAACGACCCACACUGAAAAUGUGAAUAUUGAUAUCAUACCAAAAUGCCGAGAACGACAGUUCAAAGGGUUAAAGAUCAUUAAAUGAUUUUUCCUUCAAUCGAUUAAAAUCAGACUAAAACACAGGACUAAAAUUGUGGAUAAACAUCUGUUUUAUCAACGUCCUUAUUUGUCAACGCACAGAAAAAUAGGACAAUUUCAUACGGGCAAACAUUGCGCGUAGGUUUGCAUAUUUUCAAGGAACAAAGUACCAAAACAAAGACCCGGUAGAUACUGCACAAUGGCUCACUAUAGGGCCAAAUAAAAUUGCGUGUUGUAGCACACUGUGUAGAAGACUCACGACAGUGUGACGUGUUGUGCCAUAAAGUGCUGCCUAUGGCGCAUGCGUGUCAUUGCAUCACUUGCUGUAAAUACAGCCCUGUGAGCAGUCCUUGGCUAUAACACGAGUGCCAGCACUUUGGUAAAGAAGGUGAGGAACACGACUGAAUCUAAGAAAGAACCUUGGCGAAACACGAAGGUGGCGUCCGAUCCUCGCCGUCUUCACCAGUAAGAGUUUUCGAUCCAGGUAUACAAAUGCUUUCCGUCCAGCCGGACACGAAGCCAAAAGGCUGUGCCGGCUGCAACCGGAAGAUAAAGGACCGCUACCUGCUGAAGGCCCUCGACAAGUACUGGCACGAAGACUGCCUGAAAUGUGCCUGCUGCGACUGCAGGCUGGGCGAGGUGGGCUCCACGCUCUACACCAAAGCCAACCUCAUCCUCUGCCGGAGAGACUACCUACGGUUGUUUGGUGUAACGGGGAACUGCGCAGCCUGCAGCAAGCUAAUUCCAGCCUUCGAGAUGGUCAUGAGAGCCAAGGAGAAUGUCUACCACCUGGACUGUUUCGCAUGCCAACUCUGCAAUCAGAGGUUUUGUGUGGGAGACAAGUUUUUCCUGAAGAACAACAUGAUCCUGUGCCAGACGGACUACGAAGAGGGGUUAAUGAAGGAGGGCUACGCUACCCAGGUCCGCUGACCCUCGUCAGGGUGCAAAGGAGGAGGGAGACGGGAGCGGGGGAAGACUGAUGCAGAGCUUGCAAUCACAACAAAAAGCACUAACCAGCUCCUGUCCCCCGCGUGUACAUAAUGACGCCUGCAUCGGGCGGGGAGGUCCUUGACUGUACAGAAUAGCCAUAGAGACUGCAGCGCAGCAGGCCCUGGAACCUGGCUACACGUAUGGGAGAAAAUAUGCUGCCUCUUAAGAGUUGGCAAACAAAACACUGGCCUCAGAACAACCAAAAGCAAGUUGCUGGACAAAUUUACACGGCCUUAAGACGAGGACUGUACAGUCCAGCGACUUGGAUCUAGAACACACAGGAGGACUCAGUGGGACUCUUUGGGAAAGACACCUUUUUAUCUGAUAUUGUUGUAUUAAAAUGCACAUGAAGGCGCAUCAAAUAAGUUAAUGCUUGUGUGUGUGUGUGUGUGUGAGUGUGUGUGUUUUUUUUUUGAGGAUUUUUCAGUUUGCUCUCAGUUUAGAAUCUUUUCAAAUGUUGGUUUCUUUUAACAUCGGUCUGCUGAAUUUGUGUUUUUAAUAUACCGAGUUUUACAGACUAUAAAAGUGCUACAGUGGAACCUGUUUAAGUUUAUCAACACAUUAAGUCCUGGCCCACCGUUGAAUUUGUAUUACCAAAAAGCAAUGGCGGGCCGUGCGUUUCCUACCUAGGCCUUUAGUGAUGUCCGACUUCAAUAAUUACCUCUCAAAAUACCAUCAUGACCAUUGCUGGAGAAAUACUAUACAGAAAUACAUUCACGCACCUCAACAGUGUACAAACAUGGUUAUUUUUUGGCGCAUUUAAAAAUCAAUAAACUCGUAUCACCAAUCAAUACAUUUCUUGUGUGGUACUGUCAAAUAUUUAAAUUGCAAAAAAAAAAAAACGUGAAAAAAUUAAUAAAAUAUUUGAACUCACAAUUUGUAGCAACCAUUCGAUGCCGUAUAGCCCCCAGUAGUUGGUUGAUUCGAGCGGAAAUAGCGGGCAUUUCAUCACCGACCUCGUCUCACAAGAUGUAAUUUCUCUUAAGUAUUCUUCUUUAAAAAGGCUUUGGAAAUAUAUAUCUGCCACCUAAUCAACAUGUUGCUUCUCCUUCUUUGUGAGUACCGGCAAGUUUUCUGUGGCUUUCUAUGGCUCCUAUGGCUUCUGUGCCACUUCCUUUUUUCGCAACUUGUGAUUGGAUACAUACUUGGGACUCCCAAGUGAGUAUCCAAUUACAGCGUAAAGCCAGCUAGAAGGCCUCACUGACAACAACUAGUGAUCUGAUUGGCUUUUUAAAUUGUCCAUCAACUAUAUCUCCGUUCACUUACAGUGCACAGAUGCCCGCAUUGUUGAUUCUGAAGGCCCGUGGCAGAUUUUGUACAGCAUGGCAACAUAAGCUAGCUGAAUUCUGAUUGGAUAAAAAUUCUAACCUAAAAACAAUAGCACUAGAUGGAGCAUAAUGACAUGAAAAGAAUACGAAUACUUUUAGAUAUUUAGGGAAAGUGAAUUAAAAAUUACUUUUAUUUUUAAUUACGAUCAUGAUUUCUGGUUGUGUUAGGCCAGCGGAGAAGGCCUUGCUGGCCCUGACGGCCCACCACUGCUAAAAAGUGCCCGCUUAUGUCGACAUACAUGGUUUAUAGACAUGAAAUUGGAGACAUAAAGUGGUAAUUUCUAUGAACAAUCAGUCAGUUUGUUGACAUGUGUUGUAGUAUUGCUAAUUUCCUCAUUAUCGGUUGUGUGUUUUUGCAAAAGCGGAUCAUUGGUGUUGACGACCACUUAUGUUGACAUGGGUUCUGUCAACUUUUCAAAAAUUCCACUGUACAUGUUUAAAGGUCUUCGGGCUCCGCUAGGAUUGUUUUAAUAGCCUUUUGUUUUUUUCUAUGCUGAUUUCUGUUUUUUUCAUAUUCUGAGUUUUACACAGACUAGAAAAGUGAUACCGGGGAACCCGUUUAAGAGGACCAACACAUCAAGUCCUGGUCUAAUCAUGUCGACAUAUGGUCAACAGCUCUGGAUUACAUAAAAUUUCAAACACGAAGUAAUUAUAUCUAUAAAAAAAAAAAAAAUCAGCCAAUUUAUGUCGACAUGUGUUGUAUUAUUGUUGAUUUCCUCAAUCCGUAAUAUGUUUUUGCAAAAGCGGAUUACUGUCGACAACCACUUAUGUUGACAUGGGUUACGUCGAUUUAAACACAUCUUACUGUCCCAUUUGCAAAGGUCUUAAGUCCCCACUAGUGUUGAUUUAAUAAUCUUUUUUUUUUUGGUUCCAUGCUGAUUUCUGUCUUUUAACAAACUGAAUUUUACAGACCAUACAAAGUGAUACGGUGGAACCUGUUUAAAUCCACCAACACAUCAAGACCUGGUCUCAUUACUAAGUCGAUAUACCUGGUCAACCGCUUUUGUUGAUAUUAAAUUUGAGACAUGAAGGGGUCAUUUCUAUGAAAAAUCAUUUUGUUUAAUGUCAACAUGUGUUGUAGUUUGUUAAUGUCUUUAUAACCGCUUGUGUGUUUUUGCAAAAGCAGAUUAUGGGUGAUGUCGACAACCACGUAUGUUGACAUGAGUUGUAUUGACAUGAACAAAUUCCACUGUAUAUUUGCAAAAGUCUUAGGUCCCCACAAAGGUUGUGGUUUUAAUAAAAAUUUUAAUUAACUUUGAUUCAACUGUAAACAUGUGCCCAAAUGGCAGAAUAAUGCAAGGAAUGUAAGACAAUUUUCAACAAAACUUGGUAACGGGAAACAACCAAGUAAACUUUGCUGAGAUUGAGGAUUAUUUGACAUUAUUUAAUUAACAGAACAGGAAUAUUUGAAGCUCCACGUGUUUUAGUUUUGCAAUCUUAGUGUCAUCAUGGCAUUGUUGAAACAACAAAUCUAAUCUCGCAUUGAGCAAGCCACAAACAACUCAACUUUAUAGUCUACAGCCAAAGUUUUCAAAGUGCGGGGCUUCCUCUCAGAACAUAAAACCGUUUUGGCCUUGAAUUUGUGGACGACUAUUAACCUGAGGGAACAUUAACAAUUAAUAAAAUAACAUUUUAACAACCAUUUGAAAAUUCAACUUUGUCACAAUCAGAAGUAGAGGUGGGUGAUACUGCUUAAACCCAUACCAAGUAAUAACAGGGCCAAAAUUGCUGAUAUCUUUGCGUAUUCGUGAAAAAUACAACAUUGUACUAAUAAAAUAUAAGAGUUAGGUAACACUUUAGUAUAGGGAACACAUUCACCAUUAAUUAGUUUCUUAUGAAUAUGCCAAUUAGUAAUAUAUUGGUUCUUUAUUAGUCAUUAAGUACUUAUUAAUGCCUUACUCUGCAUGGCCUUACAACCAGUAAGCCAUUAACAAUGAGUUAACUAACCCUAACCCUUAUUGCUUAUUAAUAACCCUAACCCCAACCCUAAACUGAUUGAUUGAUUGAAACUUGUAUUAGUAGAUUGCACAGUACAGUACAUAUUCUGUACAAUUGACCACUAAAUGGUAACACCCGAAUAAGUUUUUCAACUUGUUUAAGUCCGAGUCCACGUUAAUCAAUUCAUGGUAACCUAACCCUUAUAUGUUCCACUAGUGUCCGAAUAACUCUUGAGUCUUUGUUACUCUAAUAAGCAACUAAUUAAUGGUGAAUAUGUGUCAAGAUGGUGGGGUCGAAGCUUGCUGCGGGGUCGUUCUCCCAGGAAGGCAGACGGACUACUCAGGACAUGGCGUUCAGGUUAUAACAUGAAUUAAUUUUAACUACAAACCCCGUUUCCAUAUGAGUUUGGGAAUUUGUUAGAUGUAAAUAUAAACGGAAUACAAUGAUUUGCAAAUCCUUUUCAACCCAUAUUCAAUUGAAUGCACUACAAAGACAAGAUAUUUGAUGUUCAAACUUAUAAACUUAAUUUUUUUUUUGCAAAUAAUAAAUAUCUUAGAAUUUCAUGGCUGCAACACGUGCCAAAGUAAUUGGAAAAGGGUAUGCUCACCACUGUGUUACAUCACCUUUUCUUUUAACAACACUCAAUAAACGUUUGGGAACUGAGGAAACUAAUUGUUGAAGCUUUGAAAGUGGAAUUCUUUCCCAUUCUUGUUUUAUGUAGAGCUUCAGUUGUUCAACAGUCCGGGGUCUCCGCUGUCGUAUUUUACGCUUCAUAAUGCGCCACACAUUUUCGAUGGGAGACAGGUCUGGACUGCAGGCGGGCCAGGAAAGAACAGGCACUCUUUUUUAACGAAGCCACGCUGUUGUAAAACUUGUCUUGUUGAAAUAAGCAGGGGCAUCCAUGAUAACAUUGCUUGGAUGACAACAUAUGUUGUUCCAAAACCUGUAUGGACCUUUCAACAUUAAUGGUGCCUUCGCAGAUGUGUAAGUUACCCAUGUCUUGGGCACUAAUACACCCCCAUACUAUCACAGAUGCUGGCUUUUGAACUUUGCGCCUAUAAGAAUCCGAAUGGUUAUUUUCCUCUUUGUUCUGGAGGACACCACAGCCUCUGUUUCCAAAUAUAAUUUGAAAUGUGGACUCGUCAGACCACAGAACACAUUUCCACUUUGCAUCAGUUCAUCAUAGGUGAGCUCGGGCCCAGCCAAGCCGGCGGCAUUUCAGGAUAUUGUUGAUAAAUGGGUUUGGCUUUGCAUAAUAGAGUUUUAACUUGCACUUACAGAUGUAGUGACCAACUGUAGUUACUGACAGUGGUUUUACGAAGUGUUCCUGAGCCCACGUGGUGUUAUCCUUUACACACUGAUGUCGGUUUUUCAUGCAGUACCGCCUGAGGGAUCAAAAUUCCAUUAUAUCAUCGCUUACGUGCAGCGAUUUCUCCAGAUUCUCUGAACUUCCUUCCAAUAGCUCGUUGAGAAAUGUUGUUCUAAAACUGUUCGACAAUUUGCUUACAAAGUGGUGACCCUCAUCCCAUCGUUGUUUGUGAAUUACUUAGCAUUUCAUGGAAGCUGAUUUUAUACCCAAUCAUGGCACCCACCUGUUCCCAAUUAGCCUGCACACCUGUGGGAUGUUCCAAAUAAGUGUUUGAUGAGAAUUUCUCAACUUUAUCAGUAUUUAUUGCCAUCUUUCCAAACUUCUUUGUCACGUGUUGCUGUCAUCAAAUUCUAAAGUUAAUGAUUAUUUGCACAAAAAAAAAGUUUAGCAGUUUGAAUAUCAAAUAUUUAGUUUUUGUAGCAUAUUCAACUGAAUAUGGGUUGAAAAUGAUUUACAAAUCAUUGUAUUCCGUUUAUAUUUACAUCUAACACAAUUUCCCAACUCGUAUGGAAAUGGGGUUUGUAAAAAAGGUAAAAAAAAAAAAAAAAGGCGCACGAGGCGUAAACACAACUUAGACCGAACAAUGGACAGGAAACAAAAAUCGUUAACUAUGACAUGAAUAAAUAAAAACUUACUUGGCAUGGCAUGAAGCAUGAAACUAUGGCAAGGCAUGAAACAAGUCAGCACAGAGCAAGAAAAUAAUACAAUGACGCCAGGCCGAUUGACCGGCAAUUGCAGGCUUAAAUAAUGCCUCUGAUUAGUGUUCGGGUAGCAGGUGAGCGGCCGAACCCUAAUCAGAGACAGGUGAACUUCAUUUGCGACCAUGGCAACAAAACAAGGGAGUGAAAAAAAAAAGGAACUUAAAGAGUUCGAAGGUCAACAGAACAUAGCCAAACAAGACAUGAUCAAAAAGACAUGACAAUAUGUUUCCCAUACUAAAGUGUUACCAAGAGUUACAACAUCAACAGAUUAAUACAAAUAUUCCCUUUCAUUACAUACAAUUGCUUGGGCAAUUUGUCCCCAAAGCCGUCCUGUGUCCAACAUUAACUGAACAUGUAAACAAUGUAAUACACAAUUGUGAAGAAGAGAACUUAAAAAUAUGAUCACGCUAGAAUCAACUUGAUACUGAUUCCAUCCUUGGUAUCGAUAUUAUCUAUAACCAGAUCAUUCCGCAACAGCUCAAAUUGAAAGUAAAAACAUCACAUUUUGUUCUUACUGAUGCUAAAGUUAGCAAGUUUAAAAAUAAAAAAGAAUACAAGUUUUUUAAGCUACAGCUCUUUGACUUCCAUUCACUACUGUACUUUACACUUUGAGAACCAAUGGACGAGAUGUUAUGAUUUUGCUUCUUUUGCCACAUGGUCUCCUUCUUUUGUCACAUUUGACUACUUGGAUUUGGAGUGUAGCACACUUUGUUUUCAUGGGGAGUGUUUUUAUUAAGCCUUCAUAUUGGUCAAACAAGACAGGUGAUGUGCUGGAUUCUGCAGCACAUGUACAUGUGUACAAAAUGAUGUUGGGGGAUGGGGGGUUUGUACUUUAUUUAUUUGUUAAAGUUGUGCAAAAUUUAGCUUUCUUUAAAUACUUGAAUGCAAUUAACGACUGACGGGAUUUCAUUGCUCUCAACUAACGCCUCAUUUUCCUCUGAAAACUGUCCAGCUCAGCCCGACUUGAAAAUGUAAUUUGUAAAAUGUGGGUGAACAUAAAAAAAUAUUUAUUUUUGCUUGCGACUGUCCAAUUUUUUUAAUUUUUAUUUUUUUCUUUACAUGUCAUCCAGCAUGAGAUGUUUAUUUUUAGGGCAAGGCUUGUAAAUACUGUAAUUGUAAUAAUUCUAAGCACAAAUGUAAUACAGUUUUAUUGUGUUACAGAG